GUUGCUUACCCGGGUUAACCUAUUUACCUAUUACCUUUACAAUCCCUUUCCUCCCGAAUUCUGUGACCGAUGGUUGGGCUCUAUCAACAAAACUAGACUUGCGUCGAGCUAGUAGCAAAGAUUAG
This is a messenger RNA of Cetraspora pellucida, 125 nucleotides long. The record is from the annotation of a GenBank genome assembly. NCBI's taxonomy places the organism in Eukaryota, Fungi, Glomeromycota, Glomeromycetes, Diversisporales, Gigasporaceae.